Dovyalis caffra is the source of this 1941-nucleotide messenger RNA. Lineage: Eukaryota; Viridiplantae; Streptophyta; Magnoliopsida; Malpighiales; Salicaceae. The record is from the annotation of a GenBank genome assembly.
AUGGUAAGGUACGUAACCAGUGACGCCAAGAAGAUGGAGCAAAAAGAUCCUCACGGAAAUGGAGAUGCAAGUUUUUCGUCUUCACAGCCAGACAAUGGAUUUAGUGAUUCACUUACACUUUUCCAUUCCGAGAAGGCAGUGCAGGAACUUCUUCAACAGACUCCAAUUCAGCAAACUGAUGACCAUCUUAUAGAAUUCUCAGAGGCUCUUAGAACUGUUGCAAAGGCAUUAAGACGAGCUGCUGAAGGAAAGGCUUCUGCUCAAGCUGAGGCUGCUGAAUGGAAACGUAGAUUUGAAUUGGAAAGGGCACGGAAUCAGCAGCUAGAGCACAAAGAGAAGAAAAGGGGAAAAGGGAAACCUAUAAAGAAAAGGAUAAUAUUGAAGAAGAAUGAUAGGAAACCUCCAGAGAUGACAAGAACUAGAAACCAUGAAAUGAAUAAGAAAAGUAGAAGUGUAGAAACUCAAUUGAAGCAGACAACAGAAUCACUGACUUGGCCUAUAUUGGCAAUUGCACUAUCAGGCAACAAUAUAUGUGAAGUGCUUCAAAGUUGGUGGACUCAGACUUCUCUAUAUAAUGCGAGGGGAAUGAUAAGAUUAAUGCUCCCUUGUCUUGUUUGCUGGGAAGUUUGGGAAGAACGAAAUAGGAGAGUUUCUGAAGGAAAGUCAACAGGGGAAUGCAAUGGUGAUAUUGAUGCUCAGCGGAUGGAAAGCUCAGCUAAUCAACCCAUGCUGAGAAAUGAAGCAAAUGAACAAUCUGAAAAUUGCUGUACAAAUGGGCUUUGCUCUCAAGAAAUUCUUCAUGAUGGAGAGACUGGCUCUCAUGCCAAACCAGUUCAAAACAGAAUUAUGAGAAAGGCAUCUUUCAAGCUUUCAUGGUGGUGCAAAGGUGAUAAUAGUGAUCAACACAAACAUGAUGUUGUCUCUUUUGAAAGAGGAAAUAUAACAGCUGCAGGGCGCAGCAGUAAACAGAUUUCUUUGAAGUGGGAAUCUAACCCGCAGACUGUGCUAAUUAUGACCAAACCAAAUUCAACCUCUGUUCGAAUUCUAUGUGCACAAAUGGUCAGAUGGUUGAAAGAGCAUAAAAAGUUAAACAUUUAUGUGGAACCACGUGUGAGGGGUGAACUUCUGUCAGAAUCAUCUUACUUCAACUUUGUGCAAACAUGGAAUGAUGAAAAGGAAAUUUUGAGCCUGCACACAAAAGUUGACCUUGUCGUGACUCUUGGUGGGGAUGGCACUGUCCUUUGGGCAGCAUCAAUGUUCAAAGGACCAGUUCCUCCAAUUGUGCCAUUUUCUUUAGGGUCUCUUGGCUUUAUGACACCAUUCCAUAGUGAACAUUACCGAGAUUGCCUUGAUUCAGUCCUUAGGGGUCCAGUUAGUAUAACAUUACGACACCGGUUGCUAUGCCAUGUUGUUAGAGAUGCAGCUAAAAAUGAGUAUGAAACUGAGGAGCCUAUACUUGUUUUGAAUGAGGUUACAAUUGACCGUGGAAUAUCAUCAUUCCUUACAAAUUUGGAAUGCUAUUGUGACAACUCUUUUGUCACAUGUGUCCAAGGAGAUGGAUUAAUUUUAUCAACAACAUCAGGUAGCACUGCAUAUUCAUUGGCAGCUGGAGGAUCAAUGGUUCAUCCUCAGGUCCCUGGCAUUCUCUUCACACCAAUUUGUCCUCAUUCCUUGUCGUUUCGACCUCUGAUAUUACCUGAACAUGUAACAAUACGAGUUCAAGUUCCGUUCAACAGCAGAAGCCCUGCUUGGGCCUCAUUUGAUGGCAAGGACAGGAAACAGUUGGCAGCUGGUGAUGCACUUGUGUGCAGCAUGGCACCAUGGCCUGUGCCAACAGCAUGCCAAAUUGAUUCUACAAAUGACUUUUUGCGCAGCAUCCACGAUGGCCUCCACUGGAAUCUCAGAAAGACCCAAUCUUUUGAUGGCCCUCGGGAUUUAUAA